CAUUUGCAUUCAAACAAAUUACAAAGAGUUCUGCUAGCGUAGGAGAUGAAUUAUUCCUAGGAGGGGAAAUUCGCGAGCUUUUUUCUUGUAUUAUUGCUUGUCUAGUUGCACAGAUAUGUCGACUAUGGAUACACUUUCGACGUUUUUGCAGAUUACUUGUGCAAUUAUUGCACAUAUGUUAUUACCUACGAGUUCCGGACAAUUAACAGUGGACUGGACAACUUUGCUGUUCCUGAAAGCAGGUACCACGGAGAAUCCAGCGGCAUUAUGGGAUACUCCGGCAAGCUCAUACAGCUCAGGUACCAACAAGUCCGUUUAUCAAUUGAUAAACAACGGCUCCGUCGCCUACCGAAACAAUCUCAUCGACAGCUGGGCUACGUCGGGAAUGCAAAAGAUAAGAGUUUCCUACAGAAAUGCCGAUGGAAGGAUAUUAUAUUCAGCUCUGUUCAAUGCCUCCGGAAAAUCGCAGAAUAACUGGUUCCAUAUUUCACAAAUGCAAGAUCCCAAAGAAGUAAAAGAAUGCGACCGGAACAUCGACCACAAUAGUUACUCGGCGCAGUUCUCUUUCGGCGACAGCACCCUGGGCGUGUCCAGGUAUCGAGCUGCUACAAUACGGAUGAUGGAUGGCAACAGUGCAUUCAUUGUGUCCAGCUCAGAACAACCCAAUUUCCUACCAAUGACCCCGUACCCUGAGAAUUCUAGCUGCCAGUUUAGUGGCGAUGUGAGCAAUCCUCUCCUCAUCAACAUCACCGUAUCGAACCUAACCAGGACCCAUUGUGCGGCCGUGUGCAGAGAAAGAAACAAACCAUAUGCUGCCGUACAUGGAACCCUAUGUGGAUGCUUGAUGGUAAAGCCUUCGACAUCAGUUGUUGAUGGAUGCAACAUUUCGUGUCCAGGCGCACCAACAGAAACUUGCGGAGGGCAGACAGAGUACACUGGUUAUAUCAGAUUCAACCUUGUUAACACCGACAUCAAUGCAGCACUGUUUGACCAGCCCUUGAAGAAUGGCGAGUUAUUCAAUGUGACCGGAUCUAUAAAGAAAAACUUCAUGCCCAUGCAAAUGCUGUACGCUUUAAACGUGACGUCACCUAUAACGUUUGCCAGUGAGUUACAAUUUGACGUGCUCAUCACAAUAGCUGACACCGUCUGCAAUGAAAACAACACAUCCAACUUCACCAAACUAAGGACUGUUACUUUGAUAAACGAGACACAAUUCUUUAGUCUGCAACUCGAGCCCAUCGUUGUCAAGUGUCUCAGCAUACAGGUUUUCAAUACGAAUUCUCUAACACCGUAUACUGACGCCGUCAACUUCGUCCCUGUUGUUCUAGCUGAUCAUCUUUUCGUUAGAGCAAAGUUUCUUACAAUCGAGGCGGGAUGGUACACAGUGGAGGUGAACGAAACACAAAACAUUGUAGGCUCCAAUCUAUGCGAGUGUCAGUGCUGGGUUUACAACAUGCUGUACGGAAACACUCCAUUUGACAACUUGACCUACGGUGAAAUUGAAAAGGCUCUGGAAAAUAUCACGAGAAAGAUACAGGAAGAGCUAUCUGUCAACAAGUCCGAGCUGUCGUCAACGAUACGAAAGUUAACGAGCGCCAAAGACGACCGAGUCACAGCCGUUGCUAUGGGUUACACUCUGGGCGUGGCAAUGUUGGUGACCACCCUUGGAGCGAUUCUUUUAGCAGACCUUCCAAAAGUUAUCAAUGGAUUCAACAUCCUACGGAAAAGCUUGCGCUCAAGGUUCCGGCCACAGAAGUCAACACAAAGUAGCAACUGACAAGCAAACACAAAAAUCAAGUCGAAAUGACAAAUCUUAACCCUCAAUUAAUGGGUCACUAUAGUAAACAUUCUAGUUUGGGUAAAUGUGAAUCGUGAUUAAGCAUUGGCUGAAUGAUUACAUUUAGAAAAUAUGCACAAACGCACAGAUUAUGCUUGUACCGAAUUAGAAAUUAAACGGAUAACUUAUAGGGGCGCUAUCACAAAAUUUAUGUAACGCAUUAAUAUAUAUAUAUAAUUAUUAUGUAGAAAUAAGCUAGAAAACAGGCAAUUUAAACAUACAUUCGUGCGAUAUUACAUAUGUAUAAUUUAGCAAUACAUUAUACUUUAUAAAAUGGUAUUGCUAUUUCAAUAUGUCUCAAACACAAAAGUUUGGAAGCUCGUCGUUUGUUAUAUUUAUCGGAUGACAGACACAUUAAUGAAAAAGAAUCAAUUGAAGAAACGUAUCGGACACCAAGUUAAUUGCAGCAAGAAUGUUUAAUUUAGCAUAUUGCUUAAAAUUGAACAAAUUACUUCAUUAAAACAAUCACACAGCAGGUUGAGGAUUGGCCACUGACGAGCAACACAGCAUGUAUAAAUGGUCGAAUCAUUCCAUCGAGACGUAAAUUGAUGUGAAAUAUACAUAAGCUUAUAUUUAUUAUUAAAUAAAAUAGAAUUGUGCCUAUUUACUUAUUUAUGUGUAGAUGUUAUAUCAUAAGUUUACGGGAGCGAGCAUUAAAAAUUGUUUACUGAUAUGGUGAUUUGAUUGAUUUGAUUAGUUGUAGUGUUUAUUUAUUUACUAUAUUUUGUAUAAGCAUUGCUACGAUUCGUAUGUUAUCACAUUGUUUAUUGUUGUUUUUGUUUCAUAUUGUAUCGUUUAGGAAAUAUAUUGUAUUCAUUUACAUUAAAAUAUAAACACAAA
Messenger RNA from Dreissena polymorpha, 2677 nucleotides. RefSeq lists its product as uncharacterized. The coding region runs from base 116 to 1777 and encodes 553 amino acids. The transcript has 13 exons. NCBI's taxonomy places the organism in Eukaryota, Metazoa, Mollusca, Bivalvia, Myida, Dreissenidae. The record is from RefSeq and is a predicted model, not a curated record.